AUGUACGGUAGGCAUUCCUGUGACUUGUGGCCGCCUGGCGCCGUGCCCGCAAAGGAGCCUGCAAAGGCGGGGGCGAUCGGCGAGGCGGUGGCGCUCGCACCAGCCGUCUUGCAGAUGUUCACACUUCGCCCGCUCUCGGGCAGUGCUGGCAACGUUCUGACAGUACCCUACCCACAAAAAGAGAGCGAUAUCAGUGUCGGUUACAGCAGAAAGAUUCCUUAA
Molecule: messenger RNA, 222 nt
Organism: Emiliania huxleyi CCMP1516
Lineage: Eukaryota; Haptophyta; Isochrysidales; Noelaerhabdaceae
Exons: 2
Coding region: 1-222 (73 amino acids)
Source: RefSeq, a predicted model, not a curated record